AACUCAUCUUCAUCUUCUCAGAUAUACCUACCAAUUUUCCAUCCAAUUCAAUAAUCACAUACAUCUAUACAACAUGCGCCCAUUCACAUCUCUCCCCCGCGGUCUCCGCACUAUCCAGUCCUCUCUUCCCCGCGCUACCAUCACCCGCGCCUCUCAAACAUCCUCCCGGCCAUUCACUCAGCUCCUCCAUCGCCAAACACCAACAGUCUACUCCCCGCGGGUCACUGCACACCUCACUACCACCAGACUCAACUCCUCCUCAGCAAAACCUCUAACCGACCGCUCUCCCGACGCAACAACCGACGCCCAAAACGAAGAACAGAACCGUCUCCGCCGUGAACAGGAGCCCGCAUACCAAAUCACAUUCACCUGCAAGCCAUGCGGAGAGCGUUCCUCACACCGCAUGUCGAAGCACGGAUACCACCGCGGCACUGUGUUGAUCAAGUGCCCCUCGUGCGAUGCUCGUCAUGUCAUAGCCGAUCAUUUGAAUAUCUUCUUCGAUAAGAAGAGUACCCUUGAGGAUAUCUUGGCCCGGCAGGGUGAUAAGUUGACUCGUGGGUAUGUGGACGGUGAUAUGGAGUUUUGGGACGAUGGGAGUGUUAACAAGAAGGAGGGUGAGAGUGAAGGGGAAGAGGGGAAGUCGGCUUAGACUACUACUACACUGUUGACUUGCCUAUGCAUUGUGUUUGGGGUCUAGAAAAGUUGAUGAGCGUUUGGCGUCUUGGUUGGGGUUGAUAUCAAUCAUCAUUGGGAUUGGAGUAUGUACACUCUGCUCUUGGGAUAUACAUUGUACUUUUAUAGAUGAACGGAAGGUGAAGAUGAAGACAAAGAAUCAUAUGUACGAUAGAUAGACAGCUCAUCUUAAACAUGAUCGAUCUCCUAUUCUCCCAAC
Aspergillus welwitschiae is the source of this 892-nucleotide messenger RNA. Its product is annotated as DNL-type zinc finger protein. Lineage: Eukaryota; Fungi; Ascomycota; Eurotiomycetes; Eurotiales; Aspergillaceae. The record is from RefSeq and is a predicted model, not a curated record. The transcript has a single exon. The coding region runs from base 74 to 649 and encodes 191 amino acids. Gene Ontology annotation, biological process: protein folding; protein import into mitochondrial matrix; protein stabilization. Gene Ontology annotation, molecular function: protein-folding chaperone binding; zinc ion binding. Gene Ontology annotation, cellular component: mitochondrion.